AUGGAUGAUGCUAUUCGUCCGAAUAGGACGGAUUUUGAUCGAGUUCUCUGUGAAAGUUUCAAAUUAUGGUCCUCUUAUCUUAACACUUCCGAUACUCCACCCCAACUCCCGUUUGAUUGUAUCAACUUGAAGAAGCUCCUCAGGCGAACGCCUUCUUUUCUUGGAUUCGGCCUGCUUCCCCAAGAUGUUCAUAUUCCCUUGAGACUUGUGAAAAAAGGGUCCAGAGAAGGCCAUUACGGCCUUAUGUCCAGCUGUCGCUCGAUUUGGAGGACUUCCUGUAGCAAAUGCCCCCUUGAGCCCAAAGCCAUACCCGCUCACCUAAUAUUGGGGGUUCAAAAUCCACUCACGGUGCAGAUUUCUGACUCUGCUCCCUUAACAGAGUGGCCAGGUAUUAAAGGAAUAUCGGGCCAUGACGAAGGCAACUAUCUUGCAGUCUUAUUCCUUGCUUGGGCUUAUAUUUUUUCAGCACGAUGGGCAGAACUAUUAAAAAGUGUAUCGGGUUGCAAUAUCAAAUUUACAGCUGAAAAUAACCCAUUUUCUAUCAUACCCGGCAAUGAAUGUGCGGCUGAGAUCGACUUUGGAUAUCAUGUUGAAAAAGACGAAGCUGGCUGGUGGGCUGCUAUAUUAUCUUCCGGGGGCUGCCGGCACAUAACAGCAGACUAUAACCAGAGAACAUACUUGUCCCCAUGGUCUGUUACGAUCUCGGAUACAUCGCGCAUUGCUGUUAUGGGAAGUCCCUCAGUUUCUGGUAUUGAGCUGCCGUCAUCCAGCGUUGCCCUUGAAUAUCUAGCUCGGUUUUGUUCCCACCAUCGCCUUUACGGCCAAUGUUCUGCUGCUCUCGCUGCGGUGCUUUAUGUUCCUUUCCUUAAUGGGAGAUCGGUGUCACUGCCAACGCCAAAACAAAUCCUACGCCCACAGUCACCCGCAAUAUUCGCUCAACCAAAUAUUGAUGUCAUUGGGGAGCAUGGAAACCUCCUCCCUCAUUACAUGACACUGAGCUCCAAUGUGUGGGGAGUGCGGUCCCUACUCUGCAGCACCUUCUUUAAUGCAGAUAUCGAAUGUAACCUGGUCAGUGCUUGGCUAAACCCUGCAUUCACUAUAAUAGAUCCUCUUCUUCAAGCGAAUGAUAUGCCUAUGCUCGUGAAGGUCCUAGCAAAUCGAGAACCUAAAUUUGGCAGUCUGUGGCUCGGCGCAAUUAUUAUGGGCAUUGCCAAGUCUACAAUACAAGAUAUUCGGACUGGGCUCACAGCGCUGGACCUUCACGCCGCUGCCUGGACCGGGACAGAUCAGUCAUUUAUAACAUUGAAGCCAGGCAUUAGCGACGGGAAAACGAUACGCCGCGAAGAUGAGUGUCGCCUACUCUUCAUUACAGGUUGCGAUGGAUUUACUAGAGUUCCAAUUUACCCUUGGAAGCCUUUUGGAGACACUCUGCUGUACGACACAGAACCCCAGGUUCAGCAGCAUGCAUGUUGCGGAUGCCAUUAUUUAGAAUAUUACUCUUGGAACUGGAGUCUAGCAAAUGGUGAAGAACUUGAAGAUCUGGGCAUAGGUCUUGUUCCUGAUGACGAAAAUGAUUUAAAUACAGAUGCACGAGACCAAUAUCCAGUAGCACGACACGAUCUUAAAUUGUUUUCAGAGUCAUUGUCAGAGGCGGCUACACGCGGAAUAUUUGGCUGGUUACGGUCAACAGGAUAUCCAGCUAAUGAAAGGCCUAUAUACCAGCACUCAUGGAUUGAUAUUGAAAGCUCUGAUGAUGAGGGUGUGGAUGGCAUCGAAUCUGGUUCUAUUGAGGGCUCUGGCUCACAGGAAUUCAUCGAUGAAUGGCUUAGGAAGCUUGACUGA
This is a messenger RNA of Aspergillus alliaceus, 1842 nucleotides long. RefSeq lists its product as uncharacterized. Lineage: Eukaryota; Fungi; Ascomycota; Eurotiomycetes; Eurotiales; Aspergillaceae. The transcript has a single exon. The record is from RefSeq and is a predicted model, not a curated record. Bases 1 to 1842 code for a protein of 613 amino acids.